AUGGCUACUGCCCAGAUUACAGUUAGCCACCCACUUGCUAUUCCCAUUGUCUAUCAGCCAAGUGCAUCAGAAUCCCCCACUGUAUCUCUCCUGGGACUGAACUCCACUGCGGCCAGCGUCAGGCUAGAUGUUAGCGCACCAUUCUCCGCCAUCCGUAUCCAUGAUGCUGCCAAGCUCAAUGCAAUCUAUCCCCGUCGCGGAAUCUUCAAGACAGCUGCAACUAUUAAGACCUCUUCAGACCAGAAAUUGACAAUCGACCUCUCUCCAAAGUGUGUCGCUCCGAUCCCAGCCUCUCUGCAGCAGUCUCUAGCUGGACACGGUCUUGAGGACAUUCUUGAUUUCUUUAACACGCUCGGCACGGAAUAUGUCCCAUCGAUACUCUCCUCUCUCAGUAUCAUCGCUGGCACCGAUCCUAUAGCCGCACACAGUACCUACAACAUGAACUUCCGUCUUUGCGACUAUAACCCCGUCACCGCUGCCUCUGAAUCCUUAAAUGGAUGCGGCGCCCACACAGACUAUGGCACCUUCACUAUAAUCUUUCAAGACGACGCACCUGGUUCGUGGGUCCCUGUUCCGGGUGAUGCCACUGUAAUCUUGACCGGCUGGUGUGCGGUCAUUCUUAGUGGUGGGCGGAUCACUGCAGCUAGACACCGGGUUAGACGUACACUGGGCGUCCGUCGGCUGAGUGCCGUUUUGUUUAUUGCGCCUGACCUGAAUGUGACGCUCAGGCCUCUGGGUGGGAUUAAACCGACACAGUCUUUUUCUGAGACUAUCAUGCGUGGUAAGAUCGACACUGAGGUCUUCAAGGAAGUGAUGGGAAAGAGAUGGAGAUAUAGGGAGGGGAACGAGGAAAUGGAGGGCCACGAAGUUGGAACUCAGGAUGAUGAAAUUGCGAAGCUCAUUUGGGCAUGA
Messenger RNA from Aspergillus pseudotamarii, 912 nucleotides. RefSeq lists its product as uncharacterized. The record is from RefSeq and is a predicted model, not a curated record. Gene Ontology annotation, molecular function: dioxygenase activity. The coding region runs from base 1 to 912 and encodes 303 amino acids. The transcript has 3 exons. NCBI's taxonomy places the organism in Eukaryota, Fungi, Ascomycota, Eurotiomycetes, Eurotiales, Aspergillaceae.